AAAGCCUUCCUUUGAACACCGCCUCAACACCGCUUUCCCUCCAUCUGGUCUGUUAUGCCUGAUUUUUGACACUACAAUAUCGGUGGUUCCUUGGUCUGGACUGUGGCUACCAUGCCGGCUGUGUUCAUUGACUUGACAGCAGACUCGGAGUUGGACGGGUCAAAUAAGGUGAGUUUUGCUGGGGUCUUUCUGCCUUUCAAAUCUGUGUUUUCUUGGGGGUUACCGCCUCUCAAGGAUCCCCCGCUGUUUUGCGUAUUCCCGUUGCUAUGCUGUUAUGUUGCUAUAUCACUAUACGGCCUUUUUUUACAGCAACAGAUUACUCCUGGAGUUCCUUAUGCCUAUUUAUUUUCUAUCUCUUUCAAUAUAUCCUGCAUAUCUUGUGUUAAAGUUUGUGCUUUUGUAUCUUAGAAUUUCCAAAAUAGCCCCUAAACAAAGAAACAGCGUGUUAAGGCAGAAUGCCCUGGGAAUG
Molecule: messenger RNA, 469 nt
Organism: Aspergillus japonicus CBS 114.51
Lineage: Eukaryota; Fungi; Ascomycota; Eurotiomycetes; Eurotiales; Aspergillaceae
Exons: 1
Coding region: 112-408 (98 amino acids)
Source: RefSeq, a predicted model, not a curated record